AUGGACAAUCCAGCAUCCCCAGCAGCUAUUCAGAAAAGUGUAUGGGAAGGUCGGAUUCCUCUGGAAAUCGUGCUCGCCCCGUCUGAGAGUCGGAGCUACGACAAGACAGAUGCAUACAUUAUCUCUUGUCCGAGGGUCUCGUACCUUCCCUCUUUGCUUCCAAGAGUCCGCGCCUUCUUCUCCGCAUAUCUGAUCCAACCUUCAUCGCGACAUCAUGAUGGAUGGUUCGCCUUUGAAGGAGUUCCCCUGAAAUGGCAUUAUCCUAUCGGUCUUCUUUUCGAUCUGUACGCGGGUGUAGAUCCUGCUUCAAAGACCGGUCUGAGGAAUGAUCCUACCCAGCAAACAGAAUCGUCAGCCCCUUGGCGAUUGACAGUGCACUUCAGCGACUGGCCCUCCGAAGAUCUUGUCCGGUUAGACGAGAAUGGAAUGGUAAUGAACGAUGCAUUCAUCAACAGCGUCAAGGAGGCGGACUUUCUUCGAAAUGGUACUGCAAAGGGCAUCAUGAGCCUUUCCAAAGAAGACUCAUCGGGCCUCUGGAAGGCAGUCGAAGAUGUAAACCUUGCCUCCUUUCAGAGAAUCUCACAAAUUCUCCUACCUCCCCCAUCUCAACCUUUUCGGAAUGUGCCCAUUCGGAUUUUCCUGCCCCUGCCGCCAGAUGAGCAGUCUGGAUCACUCAAGGUUGUGCAAUCGCCACUUCCCCCCUUCAUCUCGAAUUCGACCAUAACCCAGUCGACCAGCCCACGGUCUAGCCCUGGGUCCCAGCCUCAAACUAUUGGAGGUGCUUUAAAUAAGUUACUACCAAACCUCUUUCCAAGCCGCAGAACUCCUGUCCUUGCAAAGCCCGUUCUACACGGAGCUGUUCUGCCCAUGUCGGCUCCCAUUGAAGAGGUCGUGAGAUGCUCGGCCUACGGUGAUGGGUGGGCUUACAUUGUUGUCAGGAUGAUGGGCUAA
This is a messenger RNA of Penicillium oxalicum, 951 nucleotides long. RefSeq names its product autophagy protein 5. The transcript is spliced from 3 exons. Gene Ontology annotation, cellular component: phagophore assembly site membrane; Atg12-Atg5-Atg16 complex; cytoplasm. Lineage: Eukaryota; Fungi; Ascomycota; Eurotiomycetes; Eurotiales; Aspergillaceae. Bases 1 to 951 code for a protein of 316 amino acids. Gene Ontology annotation, biological process: cellular response to nitrogen starvation; C-terminal protein lipidation; nucleophagy. The record is from RefSeq and is a predicted model, not a curated record.